Bicyclus anynana (squinting bush brown) is the source of this 4646-nucleotide messenger RNA. RefSeq names its product transmembrane protein 87A. Gene Ontology annotation, cellular component: Golgi apparatus; membrane. The transcript is spliced from 11 exons. Gene Ontology annotation, biological process: retrograde transport, endosome to Golgi. NCBI's taxonomy places the organism in Eukaryota, Metazoa, Arthropoda, Insecta, Lepidoptera, Nymphalidae. The coding region runs from base 224 to 1777 and encodes 517 amino acids. The record is from RefSeq and is a predicted model, not a curated record.
AUAGUGAGGAUGAGUGACAGUGAGAUCAUGAGAUGAUGAGAUGUCAAUUGAAGACAAUUCUCAAUCUCAAACGUCAAAUAAUUCAAUUUGUCAAGCUUGUCCUCAAUUUGAAAUGCUUCUUGAAAAUGUUUUCCCACUACAAUAAAUAAAAAAUAAUGCCUUGGAUAAUAACUGAAAACGACGAACAUUUUGCAGCUGCUCCGCGUUGAAAGGCGUAGUUAAAAUGUUGCGAUGUGUGAUUUUUGUGUUUUUAACUAUAUUCAAAGUAGCGCUUAGUUUUUCGGACGUCGGAAAUUGGAUUUUACCUCUAAACGGGCUAAGUUGUAAUUUUACAUUAGCCAAGUCACUAUUUAAAGAGUCACAGUUAAUAAUUGCAUUGGGUUGUGAUGUCACAGUACCAACAAACAUAACAAUUGCGUACACAUGGGGACCUACUCCAUGUUCACCAGACUAUUUUCACUAUUUCGAAAAGCGAAUAGUGGAUUGCUCCGACACUCUAGAAAGUGCAGCAUACGACACUAACAACAACCCAGAGCUCACUGUGGAGACAUAUCUAUGCAAUGGCAAAGAUAUUUUGUACUUACACAUUGACAAGGACAAGUCACCCAAAGGCAAGAAAGAUGAGAAUGACGUGCAGCCAAGAGCGCCUCUUCGUACAGUGGAUAAAGAAGGCAUAUAUGAACUGUGGAUGUCAGCACAAAGCGAUAAGAAAUUUCAAGCCACACUGCAUGUUGAAAUGGUUGCCCCUUCAGGAUACCUCUCAGCCGCCAUAUGGCCACUUUUACCGUUCUUCAACGUGAUGUGCGGAGUGUACACCGUGCUGAGCGCGGUGUGGUUAGCGGUGUGCGCGCUGCAGUGGCGAGACCUGCUGCGCAUCCAGUACUGGAUCGGAGGUGUGGCGCUGCUGGGCAUGAUCGAGAGCGCCACCUAUUAUGGCGUCUAUUCUUCCAUUAACAAGGAUGGGUUCUUCAGUUCCGAAAUAUACAUGUUCGCGGAAUGGAUGUCAGUAGCUAAGCGGGCGCUCGCGAGGAUGUUGGUCAUCAUUGUCUCGCUGGGAUUUGGUAUCGUCAAGCCUCGCCUCGGCCCGGCGUUACAACGGGUGGUGGGCACAGGACUCUUAUGGGGCCUGCUAGCGGCCAUCGAGUCCUGGCUGAGGCUUCACCACAAGGCGGAGGACUCGAACAGGGACUUGUUGCUGUCGGAGGCGCCACUGUCGCUGUUGGACAGCGCCAUCUGUUGGUGGGUGUUCGUGUCACUCGCGCACACCAUGAGGACGUUACAACUGAGAAGGAACACGAUAAAGCUGUCUUUGUACCGGCACUUCACUAACACGCUGAUAUUCGCUGUGAUCGCGUCCGUUAUAUUCAUGGUGUACUCGCUCAAGUCUUACCGGAUCAUGUAUUGCAUCACGGAGUGGAAGGACGUGUGGGUGGACGAGGCGUACUGGCACAUCCUGUUCGCGGGCGUGCUUGCCGUCAUCAUGGUGCUGUGGCGGCCCACCAACAACAACCAGCGCUACGCCUUCACGCCGCUGCUCGACAACGCCGAGGAUGACGACGAAGAGGAGGAACAAUUCGUCAACAACGCGUAUGGGGUCAAAAUGCGUUCGACCAACAUCGAGAGUCCAGACACACAAAGGGAACCAGAACAAAACACCAACACCCUGGACUCUGACCUUCGUUGGGUUGAAGAGAACAUCCCCACCAGUUCCCUACCACUACUGGAUUCAGAUGAGGAAAUCAUUAACACAAAGUUCGAAGUCUCCAAAAUGCAGUAAUUGAGAUUGUUUAAAGUAAAAAUGAAUUCCCUUCCACCAUUUGCAAUACAUACAAAGUAAAUACACGGACAGACUAAUAAAUUGGAUGUAUGGAUUCAUUGUUAAUUAUAGGAUGGUGCGGUCAACAUGUAUAGUUCGACUUUUUUUUUUGACUACAAUCUCACCAGAUGGUGAGUGAUGAUGCGAUCUAAGAUGGAAGCGGGCUAACUUGUUAGGAGGAGGGUGAAAAUCCACACUCCUUUCGGUUUCUACACGGCAUCGUACCGGAACGCUAAAUCGCUUGGCGGUAUGUCUUUGACGGUAGGGUUGUAUUAAUAAACGCCGUGCUAGUUUCGCCGCCCUGCCAUUUAUAAGUCCAAUACAAGAAGCCCCUUAACAAUAUUAAAAAUGACCUCAAGCUAAUUCAUAUGGUAGCAAAAAAAAAAUUAUGAAAAAUAAACAUCCUGUUUAAUUAUGUUUCGUAAGUAUGAAGUCAUUGUACUAGUUUAGGCUAUGCCCGCCAUUGACGAUCAAUUAUUCUCACGUUUCUGCAGCACCCACGAGUAUAACUGAUCGUGUAUUGGUCGCUGCGUGCAUUACGACUCGACUUAUGAAACGUCUUCGCUGCAGAAACGUGGGAAUAAUUGACCGUCAAUGGCUGACUUUAAAGUGAAUGACCUCUGGUGUUUGAAAAUGCAGGAUGUUUUAAAAUGAAUAUUGUUACAAUCGUACUUUGUUUUUUGGAGUUUACUUAAGAAUCGAUUAUGUCGUUAAUCAGAAUGAAAAAAAAAUGGGCAAUAAAAUUUUAUGAACAAAUGACAGCGAUACGUUUUUGUGCGCAACCUAUUUUGCGCACUUUUCACCGUGUGCUGCCGACAGCGUGCACAUGCGUGCGCCGCGGCCUGCUGCACCUCGGUUGCGCACCUUUCACUUAUCAGUCCAUUCGUGCGUCGGAGCUGACGCACACUUUUUUAUAUAUAAUAACACUUAGGGAUAAUAUACAUUGGGUACAAUAAGUUGGAUUUUGGUUUAAGACAAAGGCAACUUCACGAUGUAUAUGUAUGUAUGAUUGUAUGGUAAAAUGUAUGAAAAAUGACAAAUAAUCAAUAAUCAUAAUUCAUAAUUGAUUAAAGUACCCUCAUAAUGUACUUCAUUAUGUAAUAUGUAUGUGACACAGUACAAUUACAGAUUCGCCAAUACUUUGACAUAAAAUACUUUUAUAGUUUUAGUGAAUUAAGUUAAUUUUGUAAAUAUUAAACUUAGUGAUUGCAAUUAUCUAUAACACAGUUGUUUGUAAUUACUCUUUACUACUUACUUACUAUUACCUGGCUGGUUACAAUCUAAAUAAAUAUAUAAAAGCGAAAGGAACACAUCACGAUAUCUAGAAAACCGCUGGACGUACAAAGUUGAAAUUUGGUAGGGACGUAGUUUAUAGUUGGUAGACGUCCGCUAAGAAUGGAUUUUGGGAGGGCCAUAUUAAGGAGGUCUAAAAGCGAACGAAGUCAGGGCCAACCGCUAGUAGGUCAGAUGAAAUGUGUAAUUAGUUACGUCAAACUUUUUGUCACUGGCACUUGCUACUCGCACCAUCCUACAACGAACACUAUUAGAGUGCGUGCAAGGUAAGCUGCGCGCGACAAUUAUGUUAGCGUUAGUGAUCUCUUUUACCCGCCAAGAAAUGGAUAGAGAUAGACGAUAAAAUGGUGGCAAUUUUGAUUAGUUCCGAUUUUGGCCACGCGCAAACUUAUCGUGCGCUCACUCUAUAGUCUGGCAAGUUCGUUGAUGACACUACUAUGAUAUGCGAGCGACGGGGGGAAAAACUGCGCGGGUGUGAAAUGGCGUGCGGGGAAUUGAGGUACGUCAGUCGUGGGUUUUCAUUCAUCGCUACACGUCCCUCGGCCCGCGCGCAACAUCGGUUAGUGUUAUGAACGAAGUUGCCAAGCUAUAUCCAGACUAUUAAUUGACAUAUAAGUGCAAAUGACAUACAUAUAAACAUAGCUGGGCACCGUUAAUAAAAUAGUUAACUUCGUUAAUCGUUAAUCCGCUACCAAAAAAAGUUAGCUUCGUUAAACGUUAAAGCGUUACAUUCCGGAAGAAUUAACGCAAGUUAACGUUAAUCCGUUAAUAUGACUGUAAUACUACAUUUUUAUAUCAAUGUGUGAGAUCACCAUUGAAAAAUAAGGAUGAGCACUGGGGAAAAGUGCCAUAAUUUGUUUUUAGUUGAUUUUAUCUAUAUUUCACAUAAAUAUAGUAAUUUGUUGAUUUCUUUGAAAAAAAAAUCAGUCAUCAUUUCUCACUUGUCUGAAUCUGCUUUUCGCGUUGCGCGGUAAAUAGUAGGCAUUGAAAUAACGAUUAACGGACUUCUGUAUAUUAACGGAAGUUAACGUGUCCGUUAACAUUUAUAAAAGUUAACUUAAAAGUUAAUCCGUUACUCAAAAUGUUAACUUCGUUAAUUAACGAUUAACGGAUUAACGAGUUAAUGCUCAGCUAUGCAUAUAAAGAAUAUUGGUAUGUGUAUUGGUCAUUGGGGCCUCGAACAAAAUAUUUAUUUAUGAUCAUAUUGCUCAAAUUUUGUGUAUAUGUAAUGUAAUAUUCAUGGUGAAAUAAUAUGAAAGUUUUAAAUUAUUAGGCUCAGCACGUUACAGAAGCAAAUAAAUGACGAAAAUUCCUUUAUUGUAUAUUAAACCAAAAAAUAAAUAUUUUUUUCCUGUUCCCAUUGACGAAAGAAAUACGGACUUGUAUUUCUUCUCACAGAAUUCAAACCGCAGUUUCGUGUAGGGACGUUCAAUUUUAGAUUAAACUGUCUCUGCCUAGUGUUGUGUAUUAUAUUAAUUUAUGUCACUGUGAUUAUGCGUUUUAUUUAAUAAAGUUAAUGUUUCGUACGCUUACAGUA